AUGAUCAUCCCGAGCAUCUCUGAUGAUCAACAGAAUUGUGAUCUUUGGCAAAGAUCACUGUACAAUAUCUUCAUCCUCAUUCUGGGCUUCAGGACUGUCACUACUCUUACGAUCAUGGGCCGGCCGGUUGAAGGUUCGCCGUUGAGCUGGGCUGAAACUGAAGAGGCCGCUCCUAUUAUUCGCAAAUGGGCCACGGAGCAAUUGCUGUGCCUGUGGCAUAAACAAAAGAAUCGAAGUGAUCCAACCCCACUGUGGGGAGAUGAAAUCGAAUAUGCCUUGGUCAAUUUUGACAGCGAAAAUUCAAAAGCAACAUUGCUGUUGGACCAAGAGAGAGUGAUCCGGCAAUGGGAAACGAGAAAAUGCAGCUCGGACGAUGCGGCUACAUUACAAUGGGAGUGGGCAACGUAUGUCGUUGAAACCACCCCUGCGGAGCCGUACAGUGGGCGGGUGUCCGAUCUAUUGGAAGUGGAAGCAAAUAUGCGGGAAAGGAGAAAGCUGAUUAAUCGAUAUCUCUCGCCCCAUCAGCAAGCCAUGUCUCUGUGUUCCUUUCCUCGAAUCGGCGUGACAGAAACAUGGACAACUCCUGGCCCAACGAGCGGUCUAGUUUGCCCUCUACCUCGGUACCGUCUGCUUGCCAAAAACGUCCAUAGCCGUCCUCAAGGUCGAAUGAGGACCUACUUUCCCAUUUAUCGAGACCACUUAACUUCUGACCCUUUUCACGAUCACCCGCCUUCGGGGAAAGGAAUUUUGGACCACCUUUGCAUCGAUGAACUGGAAAUUGGAACCGGGUGUUGCAGUAUCCAAACUACUUUCCAGGCUGCCAAUGAGAGCGAGGCUCGGUGGCUAUACGAUCAACUCAUUCCGCUGGGUCAUGUUCUCCUUGCCAUGACUGCGGCGACGCCAAUCUGGAAAGGUUAUCUGGUCGAGACUGACAUCAGAUGGCAACGAUUUGGAGAUUUGGUAGAUGACCGUCGGCCCAGUGAAAUGGAUUUCGUCCCCCCACGCUGGACCUGGAAUCGGACUUAUCUCUCACGCGAAAAGCCUGCGAUGCUGGGCGGAAACAUGUCUCUCCAGCCUAUGGAUAAAGGUAUCAAGAAUCGUCUACUUGAAGGGGGCAUGGAUGAUGCACUUGCAGAGCAUUUUGCAUCAAUUCUCGCGCGCGAUCCUCUCCUGUUGACUCGUGCGGAUCUGGAACAUCUCAAUAACUCGAGCACCCGGCUCUUCGAGCUUCUUCAUGGCUGUGUCUGGCAUCAUAUUCGUUUCAAGCCGCCUCUCACUGACAGUGGUCCUGGUUGGUGCGUGGAAUUCCGACCGAUGGAGGUGCAACUCACAGACUUCGAAAACGCCGCGUUCGCGAUUUUCAUGUAUCUGCUAUCGCGCGCGAUCACUACCCUGCAUUUGAACUUCUAUUUACCGCUUGAUAUGGUCGGUGAGUCUUGGGAUGUUGCUCAAAAGCGCAAUGCUGUGCUAGAAGGACGUUUCUGGUUCCGGCGAACGGGAUGGUCUUCCAAUUCCCAUCAAAACCCCAGCUUCGCCAAGUCCUUGUGCAAAGACGACGCUCAUCUCUGCGACCAGGAUCCAGAAUAUGGAUUCAUGACAGUGGAUGAGAUCAUCAAUGGCGAGGGCACCCCAGGGGAUUUUCCUGGCUUGUUGGCCCUGGUUCGGUACUACCUUGACUAUACCAAUGUUCCUCCCGUUGAGCAAGCGAGAAUUGCUCCCUACUUGGAUCUCAUUCAGCAAAGAGCAAGUGGUAUAAGCCCGACUCCAGCAUCUUGGAUGAGAGAGUUUGUUCAUCAGCAUGGCGAUUAUCAUCGCGACAGCUACGUGAGUGAAAAGGUUUGCUACGAUAUGAUGGAGGAAAUUGCACGUUUAAACAAGAAGUAA
Messenger RNA from Penicillium canariense, 1884 nucleotides. Its product is annotated as glutamate--cysteine ligase. NCBI's taxonomy places the organism in Eukaryota, Fungi, Ascomycota, Eurotiomycetes, Eurotiales, Aspergillaceae. The coding region runs from base 1 to 1884 and encodes 627 amino acids. Gene Ontology annotation, biological process: glutathione biosynthetic process. Gene Ontology annotation, molecular function: glutamate-cysteine ligase activity. The transcript has 8 exons. The record is from RefSeq and is a predicted model, not a curated record. Gene Ontology annotation, cellular component: glutamate-cysteine ligase complex.